Messenger RNA from Tachysurus vachellii, 3243 nucleotides. It is a transcript of the gene slc6a16a, whose product is annotated as solute carrier family 6 member 16a. Gene Ontology annotation, cellular component: membrane. Lineage: Eukaryota; Metazoa; Chordata; Actinopteri; Siluriformes; Bagridae. Gene Ontology annotation, biological process: sodium ion transmembrane transport. The transcript is spliced from 12 exons. The record is from RefSeq and is a predicted model, not a curated record. The coding region runs from base 152 to 2218 and encodes 688 amino acids.
ACGUGGCGCUGAGGCUUGAACGUCAGACCUGUUUGACUUGGCGUGACUUCUGCGUGUUCAAGCAACACAGAGAGAACCUGCGAAAGCAAGCGUGAAGACAAUAAACCAAGUGAGAAGAACAACAACAACUUCUACUCCAACUCUUUAAGAGAUGGAAAAUCUGCUGUUGCCCAGCGGCGAAGAUGUUCCUAGGAUGACCAAUAAUCAAUCCGCGAUCACUCUGGUGUCAGAUGAAGGGGAAGGGUCUGAUGAAGAGGUGGCACAGAGGGAGGAUCGUCCUGCAUGGGACAGUAAGCUACAGUACGUCCUCGCCCAGGUGGGCUUCAGCGUCGGGCUCGGCAACGUGUGGCGCUUCCCGUAUCUCUGUCACCAGAACGGAGGAGGAUCGUUUCUGUUGCUUUAUGUGAUGCUGCUGCUGUUGAUUGGAGUUCCCUUGUUUUUCAUGGAGCUGGCUGCAGGUCAGAAUAUUCGGCAGGGCAGCAUCGGUGUCUGGAAACACAUCUCGCCACGUCUCUCCGGCAUCGGAUAUUCCAGCUGUUUGGUUUGUUUCUUUAUGGCUCUGUACUACAAUGUGAUCGUUGCCUGGGCUCUGUUUUAUUUGGGAAGUUCUUUCCAGUACCCGUUACCAUGGCAACAGUGUCCGACAGAACAUGGCCUUAACCAGACAGUGAAAGAGUGUGCUCUCAGCUCUCCCACCUCAUAUUUCUGGUUCCGUAAGGCUCUUGAUAUCUCCGACUCAAUUGAUCAAUCCGGAGACUUUAAUCCUGUUAUGACCGGUUGCUUGCUUGCAGCCUGGGUUAUAGUCUGUCUCGCCAUGAUCAAGGGCAUCAAGUCGUCAGCCAAGGUGAUGUACUUCUCGUCUAUUUUUCCGUACGCCGUGCUAUUCUGCUUUCUCAUCAGAGGGCUGAUGCUGGAUGGAGCCAUCGACGGACUCACCUACAUGUUCUUUCCAAAAUUAGAGAUCUGGGGUGAGGUGCAGGUCUGGCGACAGGCGGCCACUCAGGUUUUCUUUUCUCUGGGUUUGGGCUACGGAUCUGUGAUAGCGUACUCCUCCUACAACCCAAUCAACAACAACUGCCACCGGGACGCCUUCAUGGUUUCAGGCAUCAACUUCAUGACCUCGGUCCUGGCCUCGCUGGUCGUCUUCGCGGUGCUCGGCUUCCGAGCCAAAAAUAUUGCCCUGGGAUGUGUCGUGGAUAAUAUGAGUAAAAUUUCAGCGAUGGCAUCUCCAGACGCAGCUCAGGAUUGGAAAUCAUGGUUCAACAUAUCCGACCCGAGAUCUGUGGAAUUGAAGGAUUACCAGGAGUGGUACAAGGUUUAUGGGACCUUAGCACCAAAUAUCACCGAUUGUAACCUGGAGAGAGAAAUGAGCAGGGGAGUGGAAGGGACUGGAUUGGCAUUUAUAGCAUUCACCGAGGCCAUGGCGCUCUUCCCAGGGAGCCCAUUCUGGUCAGCAUUGUUUUUCCUCAUGCUCCUGAACCUGGGUAUGACCACCAUGUUCGGCACCAUGCAGGGCAUCCUCACGCCACUCAUGGACAACUUUAAACUGCUGGGUCGCCACAAGACACUACUCACAAUGUUCAGCUGUAUUCUGGGCUUCCUGAUUGGUCUGCUCUUUACUCAGCGCAGUGGGAACUACUUUGUGACCAUGUUCGAUGAUUAUUCUGCUACUUUACCUCUCAUAAUCGUUGUCAUCUUCGAGACAAUCAGCGUGGCUUGGGUCUAUGGAGCUGAUCGGUUUCUGGAUGACAUGGAGGUGAUGCUGAAAUGGCGUCCUCCAGCCAUCUAUAAGUACUUGUGGAAGUACGUGUGUCUGCUGGCUAUGGUGGGUCUGCUGACUGCUAGCCUGCUGCGUAUGUUCUUCAAGUGGCCCACUUACACAGCGUGGAACCACACCACGGCCUCUGAGAGCAGCCUGGGAUACCCGGGUUGGGCCUUGGUGAUGCUCGCAUUGCUCAUCACCGUUGCCUCUAUUCCAGUGCCUGCUGUCUACAUACAUUCCUUCUUCAGCCAUAAACAAGGUCAGUCACAGGCAGAAGGAGGAGCUGAGCAUCACAGAGACCAAUACACCAAAUGUAGUACCAAUGAACCAGAACUCAACAAUCAUCACGCUGCUCCAGAUGACGACAGCGCCUUUCUGCCCGGGGCUUUAGAGCAGUACAAGCUUGUCUCACUACAGGAAGAUGGAGAAGAGGUGGGGGAUGACACAGAACUGUAAUAAAGGUGGACUAGGAAAAACAAAGACAAAAAAAAAACAAAGUGUAAAUAGCGUAGUGGUGAAUCGAUUGGACGGAAACUGACUAAACAGGAUGCCGGACUGUCUAACGGACAGUUGCCAAGGCGACAGCACUGUCAGUGUCUGCCUUACUGUUUAAAGAUUAAGUAUACAGAAAAAUAGAACAAAAUCUUAAAUCUUCAAGAGAAUCAACACAAUUCUAUUAUGACAAGUUAGAAACCAGACUGGAGUUGGAUGGCAUGAUGGCAUGAUGGCACGAGGCGUGUUUCAAAAAAAGCAAAACACAACGUCCGACGCUUCAAUUUGGCACAAACACAUGACUGCUAUAGUUCAAUUCAAUUCAGUUCAAAUUUAUUUUAUAGCGCUUUUAACAAUUGACAUUGUCUCACAAUUGACAUUGUCUCUAUAGAAACUGAUUCAAUAGAAAUGCAAGCUCUGGCUUAAGUAUAGACACAUGUUGAGUAUUGGAGUACAUUAAUGACUGAUGUUACUGAAUUAUUGUUAUAUUAAUGAUUGUUACAGUAAAUCAAAUUAUUUCUUACAUUUCCCAGUCUGUGUCUGUGAGUUAACAGAUGAUGAACUUGGGUUAGGUUAAAUGUAAAGGGAAGAAGUAUGAGUGUUUGUUUGUCUAAAGAUUUAUUGUAAAUACUUGAAUUCUAACAUAGAAGUAUGAUAUAAAAGACAUUUUUCUGAGAUUUUCUUUUUAAUCAUUGUUGAUCUUACCAGUUUGCUUUAUCUUUUAAAUAGCAACAUUGCUGUACUUUUACUCAAAGCACUGAAAUGCACUGGUUUGGUAACCGGAAGCCCAAAACUUAGCACCUGAUCCUCCUAGAGGAUUAGUGGUACUAAUUUUGAUCACAAGAUGCCGCUAGCUUUAAGCGCAAGUUUGUGCAAAGUAGUAAACUCUUCCUUAUGAUAUGCUUCAGGUUCCCAGGUUGCAUUUUUUUGGUUAUUUGAAAGUCACCCAUCCUCCUAUCUUGUAUAUGACAAAUAAAAUGUACAUAGAA